Molecule: messenger RNA, 9450 nt
Organism: Pocillopora meandrina
Lineage: Eukaryota; Metazoa; Cnidaria; Anthozoa; Scleractinia; Pocilloporidae
Source: the annotation of a GenBank genome assembly
AUUCGAACCGAGGGCCUAUGUUUCUCCGUUUUAGAUGAGGAAUAAGAUGAUCCACAGAAAAAAGAAACUCAUCUUUGCGUGGAUGUUCACGUGCCUUUUGCUGGGUAAGACUAUGAAAUGGUAUUAUAUGAUUCAGCAGCGGGAUUUACACUGGAAGAAGGCGUUCUUAUGAGUAAUGUAUGAGAUCACUCGCACAGUAAUUUUAGCACGUUUGUACCAUAUUCGGGAACAGUGUCAUCAGAGGAUAGUGUCAGCUAAACCUCGAUAGUGGAAAGGUUUAAUAAAUUGAGAGUUUUUAUCAACUUUGCAGGGAAUCAGUGCUUAGCAGUUACCAAACAGUGGCUACCCAACACAAAUUUUGAUAAUCCAGCUAACUGGAAUAAGGGAAGAGUGCCGUGUGCAAAAGACAGAGUGCAACUUCAUGGGGUAAGGAACGAGGCCAUAUUUAUAACGGCAGAUAAGAUUUCCGCACAGCACCAUACUUUAUUAUGCAUAUAGUUCUUGGAUAAAGAAAACAAUGGCGUAAACAAUAGAUUACCUUUGGGACUACGGUAUUGUUUUAGAAUAGUAUGGGUUUGUGCGGAAAUCUUUCAAAGAGUAUUGUUACUGAAUUGAUUUGAUACAGUAAACAAUUUUUCUGUAAAUGUGAACAUCAACCUCUGGGAAGUAGCGCUUCUCUGACGUGAUGGCCAAUCCUGAGUAUCCAUUUCUUUCAUUUUUAUGUAAAUUACAGAGUAACUUGUGUUGCUGGAGUCAAUUGCACAAAACUGAUCAAUCUGAUUACAGGAAAUUAAUUUUGAACAUUGAAUUCAAUCUUAAUUCCUUGUCAUGUAUCUUUGUGCUUUUUUUUUUUCCUGGACAAUGCCUGGCACAACUAACCCUUUUCACCGUAACAUCAGUAUGCAUAUUCUCCAUACUGUUCUCUAUACAUCUCCAAAGUUGCUGACAAGAAGAAUUUGUUUAACAAUCAAGAUCUUCUUAAGUUUGUGAUCAUUUCCUUUAUUCCUAUGAUCUUAAUGUUUGAAUCAGGGCUGAUAUUGUUAGGAGAAAUUAGAUGCUGGUCACUCUUAAGGAUCAAAGGGUUAAACAUGGAUUGACAAGACUGAAUUUAUUAGAAACUGGUAAUUUAGUGUUAACAACUGAGUUGAAAAUGUAAAUUGGCCACCAUAAAGGUAAAAAAGCUGACAUUUCGAGUGUCAGCCCUUCGUCAGAGCAACUCGAAGAGCUAAUGCUCAAAAUGUCAGUCUUUUUACCCUUUACAGUGGCCAAUUUAUGUUUUCAACUCAGUUGUUAAUGCUAAAUUACCUGUUAUACUCUCCCACUGAUGCAACACCACAGUUUCUUUAGAAACUUAACCCCUUUAUUUAUUUGAACUAUUGUAUGCUUCAAGCCUGUAAGGUUGUCUCUGUAAAACAGCUAUAAAUUUAAUUAUAUUAAUUAAGUAAACCUGGCCAUUUGCAGAACAAGCCGGUCUCUGUUUCUCUAAGGAGCAGUCAUAUUAUUUCAUCUUUGGUGAGUGACUUUGAACAGAGUUUAGUUUUGAAUGUUGAGAACAUGUGAUUGACUAGGACAAAUUCAUAUUACAUAGAUGAAUGUAAUGAAUGAUCACAUCGUAAACUGUCCACAAAUUUUGCAGUAAUUUUUGCAUACUUAAUUAUUAUAGUAUAGUUAAUAUAUUAUUAUUUUAAUUAUUAUUGUCAAUUAAUGAUAUAUUUAUUGUGGCAUUUAGUAGAGGCUAGCUCUAAACAACCCAUAGAAGAGACACAGGCACCAUUAGAAUGCCCAAUUUUUAUGGAAAAAUAUAACAGUUUAGUACUACUAAUUUGAAUGCUAAAAUUGUAAUUUCCUCAUUUUGAUAUAUUUACACAUUUGAUUUACUAUUUGGGACAACCUUCUUUUAAGUUUUCACUAUCUAAUUUCAAAUUCUGAGUGCAAGUGUAUUUACAUAAUCUACUUGCCACUGAGUAAUUAUUAAUUCUUGCAGAGUUUACCAAUGAAUGGAGAAGUGCUCUUUUAUGAUGGUGCUGAGUUAAGUUUCAAUGAAGAUGUAUCAACUGAUUGUGAAGGUGAAUAUCCAUUGGAAAUGAAAUAACUAUAGACAAUACUAGAAACAACAACCUGAAAGGAUGUUUGUCACCAUGGAAAACAGUCCCCUAAAGCUCAGUGGUAGAGCAUCGCAAGUACUGAUCAAAGGUUGUAGGUUCAACCCCUGUUGGAAAAUUCUUGUGGUUGACAUUAACUAAAUGUUUUGACAACCUGAGCAGAGGUUAUUCAUCAGAUUUGUGGUGUAGUCUAGUCUAGUCAGAUGGUCUAGUCUAGUCUAGUCAGUAUGACUAUACCAGGUGAUCUAGUUUUUAUUAUAGGGAAUAAUUAUUCAAGUUUCAAGUUUACUGCACAAUGUUGCUUAUUGAAUCUAGCCAGUUACAAUAUUAUAUCUUCUUAAUGCUAUACUUACCUCUUUACACUCUAAGAUCGAUACAUAUAUUUUCUAUACUGUUCUUCAUUUGUUUCUUAUGGUAAUGACAAAGAGAAUCUGUUUGACGAUCAUAGGCUUCUUUAGAUGGGGAUCAUUUCCUUUAUUCAUGUGCCCUUAAUGUAUGUUAUUAUAAGGAGAAACUAAAAACCAGCUACUCUUAGGGGUUAACCCUUUAACUCCCAGAAGUGAUUAAUAUGUAACCUCCCCCAAAAGUAUCCCUACAUUAUCCCAACUAACAGGUAAUAAGAAUACGCUAAUUAAUCAGGCAAAAGAUGUUAUCUUGAUCUAACAACAAGUUCUCAUAACUAAUUAACAAGGUAAUGUCAAGUAGCAAGAGGGGAGAAUUGACAAUCAGAUCAUGGGAGUUAAAGGGUUAAAUGACUAGUUUUCUCACAGCAGAGUCAAAACAUAAUUUGUGUUUGCCUUUCCUUUUUAUCAUUCUCUCUCUCAGAAUAUUCUCUCUCUCAGAGCCUGCUAAAGACUGAAAGGAAUUGUGAUUGAUAUUGAGCACCAUUUUAUUUCCUUUGAUAAUCAGUGGUUCAAACUUAAUUACGUAAAUAAAUGUUGAAACCUUUUUGUUUUGAAGAUCCUGGUGACAUUCACUUUGUAGCAUCCGUCCAAAACUGGUUUAACCCGUACAACUGGCAACAGAUAGGAGUCAACAAAGAGCCAUUCAGGUCAUCCCCAGUCUCCAUCCUUCAUACAGACAAUGUGCCUUGUGUACAUGACACUGUUGUCUUUCCACAGGUGAUUCAAAUAUAAAAUAACUUUCAAAUUUAUGUUGAUUAAUUAAAAAGAUUGAGGUGAGGUGCUAACAAAUAUUAGUCAAAUCCUUUGUGACACGCUGGAAACCUCUAAGGUAGUCCUGCUGGAAAACACUUAUUUUCAUGAAAAGUGGUUUUCAAGGGGGAAGCCCUUAGCUAUGAAGUUACAGAAAAGGAUGGAUUAGGUCCCAGAUAUUUUAUGUCUCUGGAGCAUGUAUUAGAGAGAGACAAGCUCUUUAAUUUUACAUGAUUGUGGUAAUUUCAGGAGAUUAUACUUGUAAGCUCUAACAACCAACGAAAGAUGAACUGUUCUUUGGUUUUCUUUGUAGGCCAGCUCCUUUAUGGUCAAGUCUGUUUUGCCUGUCAGGGUAGCAGCUGUUGAACUGCUUGGGGAGGUUUGUUUUUGCCUCCAAAUUACUGACUCUGUAGUUAUCUUUGUGUAGCUUUUGUAAUGUAAUCUCUUUACUUUUGAUUGAAAGUUUUUCAAAUAAGUGCAAAAAUACCUUCAACCCUUUGCAUCAUAGCAUCAAUAUGCUUACUCUCCAUACUGUUCUUAUGGAUUUCCUAAGACGCUGACAAGGAGAAUCAAGAGCCCACUCUUCCUUUUUGCUAUUUGCUGCUGUCAUUACUGUUUCCAUUCUGACUGAUUUUGUUUCCAGGCACAAAAUUCCAUAAGUUUUAAGGAUUUCUAUAACAGUGCAUCUGGAAGCAUGCAGUUCAACUUUAUUGGUCCAACUAAUAUCACAGCAGUGCAGUGUGAUGACAGGACUGGCUGUGCAUGUGGAUAUUGGAAGGUACUGUCUACAACAAUCAAACAGGCUCAUUGAAAUUAAGACUCAAACUGUGAUUGUAGUUCUCAUUUUAAGUCAAAAUGAUUUUCACCUUUAAUAAAAAAAUUUUGAAACACCUUUUAACCCAAGUAAUUGAUCAUUGCAACAUUUAACAAUAAAAAUUAUUAUUCAUUGAAGUGGAGUUGAAGAGAGGUGGAUAUUUGCUGAGGCUUGAAGCCUUGAGGUAAAUAUCCACCACUUUCACAAACACUUCUUUAAGGUGAAUAUUUAUUUUAUAAUAUAUCAAAUGGAAACCAAAAAAUUAUUAUAUUUCUGUCAGUGUACCAAAAAAUGUGCUUAUUUUGUCUCUUUAGCUGCUGGGGGUUGAAUAGUACUCACCUAUUACAUGUAUAUGUGAACUAGCCAAUCAGUGUAUGCAGAAAGUUCUUACCUGUCACCUGUGUGGUAUAUACUGUGUAAUAAGUUUUUAUUUGUACUGUAAAUCAUACUUUAAUAAGCUGUCUUGGAGCUGAAUCAUUCAUUUUUAGGCCUCUUGAGGAAGGGAAGGAGGGCUUAACUAGGGUUGGACAGCUUCUAGAAAGUUCAGCUUUGUAAAAAUCAGUCCAAAAAUGAUAUUUCUUCUAAAUCAUUGACUGGCUUAUUUGUUUUGGUGAACAGUUUGCUGAAACCAUCUGUAGCCAUGUGAAAUGUGAGGAGCCUAUUUGUGCUGGUGCUUUUAGACCAGAAGGAAGCUGUUGUGAUGUCUGUGGUUAGUUGCCCUUUUUUAUAGAAAAGUCAAGAAUUAGGAAUUAAUAAAUAAAUGGCUUUCUCAAUUUGGGAGAAAGUGCUGUUUCAGUCCACCUGUAAGAAAUUAACCCCAGAGUAAAUGUAUUGGCAUAUACAACCACUUAUGGAACAAUAUGUUGUGGUUUGUCAUGUUAACAUUUCAGGAGUGGAAAAGCACAUUUUGCAACAUUGUAAGAACUCUCUGUGAAUUUUAUUUUAUGAAUAGGAACUUUGCUCGGACUAAGUUUGGAGCAAGACUUCACAAUGAAUGAUUUCAAACAUCGGCUGGCAAAUUUCUCUCAGACUGUAAGUUGCACAUUUACUGAUAUGUUUGUUUUUAAAAUUUUUACCAUCAUGACACCGCUGUUGUCAUAAUGUUCUCUUUUAUCACACUUCCUAAAAUUAAAUGGAUGGAAAUCUCAUUUGACAAGCAACCUUCUUCACAUAAUUUCUAAUAAAAGUCAGCUCAAUUGUCAUCAGGCUUCUUUUCAAAAGCCUCGGUGAAUUCUGGAGCUCAUUAACUUUACCCUUUAACUCCCAGAUCAAAUUUGUAAUUCUCCUUACUGUCAACCAUACAAUUCUUAUAAUGUUAGUUCAGUGAAUUUAGUAUUGGAUCAACAAAUUAUCCCCAAAUUGAUAGUUUUCUUUAUUCUCAUCACUUAUCUGGUUGAUAUUGUAUCAAUAUUGUAAGGAGAAAUUCUCUCUUGGUCACUUAUGGGAGUUAAAGGGUUAAGGUAAUAACUUUGAUUCUAUUUGCACAUUGUGCAUUUUUGAGUGAUGGACAACCUCUCUUUGAGUCAUGACUUGCAAGAAAUUUUCUGUGGAACACAUGGAUUUGAGAAUGUUAUCAGUUAAUUAAUGUGAUGUUGUAGUUUGUGUAUCAACAUCAGUAUGUGAGUGACUGCUCAACUACCCCUCCCCAAACCCAACAAUCAACUGAUAACAAGUGAAGGUUAAUGUUUGGUCAGGGGAGGGGUAGGUACAUAGUUGCUCAGAUGCUGACAUGUAUACUAGUUUGUUGUGUUUACAUCAGAUUAAUGAAAAACCACCUUCUGCAACAUUGUAAACAAUCAUUCCCUCAAGUAAAUUAUUGAGAUUCUUCCAAUAUUGCAAUGUAUUGGAUACAUAAGUAGCAGCAGAUUUCUUGUUGUUUCAUCCCAAAUCUUUGUUGAAGUGUAACUGAAUAAUCCUAGUACAACAAUAAUGGUAUAUUUUUCUCAUCCAUAAGGAAUAUGAAGGAGUAAGUGUUGCAACUUCCAAAACAGAAUCAAACGUUGUCCAAGUUUUGUUAAUAGAUCAGGAGGGUGGUAAGUGUUGUGUGUGACCAUAUAAUCUUUGCUUGCUGUCUUAAAUUUUUGUCAUGGCUUUCAAAGGAAAAAAUGAACAAAUUUACACACUGUUACAAAAUUGAUAUCACCAAUUUGUCACCAAUAUGCAACUGGCAGUAAGAACUGUAAGCUUUAUCAAUUCUUCAAGUUCAACUUUCUCUAUAACACAUCUGUCAUAUCUGUAAGCAAUGUAAUGACAACUUCACUUAGCUAAGGAACCAUGAUUUGCCAUACAAGUGACCCUAGGGCUGUUAAAAGUUAUUGCCAUCCACUCAUGAACUAAUUUUCUAUAGUUGUGGGUUUGGAAUUUGUUUUAUCUUCUUGAAUUUUUUCUCUCAGCUAUCUCCCUUUUUUUAAUAGGCAAUGGAGCACAGAAGGCUGCUGAACAACUCAAGGAAGUCUUGAUUUCAGGUGGAAGUCUAUUUGUUUUCAUUUUUGCUUUGCAUGAACAACAUGUUGUGGAUAGCUUUUUUAUUGGGUGAUAAUGAAAAAAUUGUGCCAAAAUUCCUAUUUAGAGGAGAUUUUCUUUUCCUCACCCUUUCCCCUUUCUCUCUCCCUUUAUUUUUUCUAUAUUUGCUGUUAGUAGUGAGUGAAUGUUUCCUUGCCUGGAGGGCUUGUGGUUGGGUUUCCAGUUACUGCCUGCCAUAUAAGCGUUGUUCUUUCUAGAAGGGACUGCAUGGCUGACUCUUUUUGUCCAAGGCUGUGUUGUUCAAAGCUAGGUUAAGAUAACCUUGAGUUGGUGUGAAAUUUUAUUUCAGUUCUGAAAGCUUUUAAAAAAAUUUGUUAUAAUUCUUUUUUUCUACAAUAUGAUUAUUGGAUGCUCUAAAAGGAAUUUAGAAAAUUAUCCAAGAAAGGCUCUUGAAUAGAGAAAUAAAGAAACCUGGAUAAAAAUUUAACCCUUUACACCCUGAUAUCAGUUUACAUAUUCUCCAUACUGUUCUCUAUACAUUUCCAAGGAGAAUUUGUUGAACAAUCAAAAGCUUCUUUAGUUGGUGAUCAUUUCCUUCAUUGUCAUGAACUUACAGUUUUAUUCAAGGGUGAUGCUGAAAGAAGAAUCUAGAUGUUAGUCACUCUUAGGGGUUUAAGGGUUAACGCAGGGUUAGUGCUAAUUGGCGUUUGAAGAACUGGACCCAGGUUUUUGUCCUACUGUGUUCUGUGUGGCUAUGUAAAAUAUCAAUAAAUCAAUUUAAUUUUUUUUCUUUUUUUCAGAUAAAAGUUUCAAUGUGGCUGGUGUCAGGGUUCUUGAACAGUCAGGUGACAAGGCUAUUGCUGGUAAGAAAACAGGUUCCUGCGCCUCUGUCACUCACACUAGUUGUUCUUCCUGUUCUUGGUCUAGUUGUGCGAAGGCUGAUUAGCACUAACCCAGGGUUAAAUGUUAAAUGGGGUUUCUUUAUUCCUAAUAUUCAAAAGCAUUUUUCCUAUUCUUUUUAGAACAUCCAGUCAUCAAAUUGAAGACAAACAGAAUUGCCUUGAAUUUCCUUUCAAAGCUUUCAGAUCUGAAAUAAGAUUUCACACCAACCCUGGGUUAUCUUGACCCAGCUUUAAACAACCUAGUCCUGAUCAACAUAUUUUACAAACUUCGUUAUUAGCCCUCAAACUCUUAGGUGUGACCAAGACAGAAUUUCUCCUUACCAUACCAAUACAAUAUCAAGCAAACAAGUGAUGAGAAUAAAGAAAAAUAUAAACCAGGGGAUUACAAGUUGAUCCAAUACCAAAUUCUUUAAUGAAACUAACUUGCCUAAUAUCAUAACAAUUAUAUUGUGGUGAGUAAGAAGUACCACUGAGAUCUUGGAGAUGAAAGGAGUAAAUGUCUUAGUCUCGCUUUUAACUCAAAUUAAGUAUAACAAACAAUAAUUGAUCCAUAAUUUCACCUAAACAGAGAAACCAGAGAACAGUUUGAUCAUUCCACUGGCAGUAGGACUUUGCCUUCUCUUCCUGUUUAUAGUUGCUGUCAUAUUCCUAAUCUGCAGUUGCACAAAAAGGUACCAUCAUUGUUUGGUUUACACCAAUUAUUUAAGCAUAGUAACAGGUAACGGUUAUAGGUGUAGGGAUUAUCAUAUUUUAUAAACCAAAUGAUAAUGUCCUGAUAUGAAAGCAGAGUGUCAAUGUAGUCUGUACCUUUGGGUCUCUGGACUUCCUCAAACUUUGGGCAAUGAUUAGAAUAACCUGGACAUAUUAUUCAGAAUGCUUAAAGGAGCCAUCCUAGGAAUGUGCUCAAAUUAUUUCUUUAAAAUCAAGGUAUCGAUUUAGUUACAUAGUUAUAUUAACACUUUUUCAUUGUCAUCUGUACAUUUUUGUUAGUGUUAACAUUUUUCCAUUUGUUGGAAGAACCCCUCUGUAAAGCACUAUUGUAGUGAAGUGGGUAUCCUGAAUAAGGACUAACUAAAAAUGAUAUGCUGAUGCUUUUCUAAUGUUUGUUUUGAAGACAGAGCUACCCAUUUGUUACAGUGGCAGAUGGUGAUAUUGAGCUUACCAACAUUGGUAACAACCAAGCUGUAGAUUAUAAAGAGAAUGGGGAGUUGGGGGAGAAGCAAUCUUCUGGUCAGGAUGCUUCUGGCGAGGUUAGAGAGUAAUUUACAGGAAAAGAAAAAAAGGAAAAUUUGUGUAAGAAAAGAAAGACUUUUGGGGCCACUGAUUUGUUCCAUUGAGUUGCACAGUGGAGGACUUGAAUUAAGGGCUACUGAGUUACAACUCCUGGACUACCACGACUGGUUUGAUUCCAGUGGGUGAAAUUUUUCCAAGAUGCCUUCCGACCUUUUGCUCCAACUUAUCGGUAUUGCCAUAAGCUGACAUGGGUAUAGAUCUUGCAGUGCCACCCUCCUGCCUCUCUCCUCCCAGAAAUACAAAUGGGUAUGGGUGAAUGGCCAGGGAAACCUGAUAAAAUGGCAAGGGGGGUGGGAGUGGUAAAUGAACAGUUUUUUCACCUUCAUAUGAUAGUCUAAUAUUUUUUUUCUUGUACCUUUUCUUCCUCUAAAGAUGUCAGUAGAAAAUCCCCUUUAUGAUAGUUCAACAAAGUGAAGAAGCUGAGAAACAAAUCAGAUAUGUCCUGCUGAUUGUCAAGAGGAAGAUUUAUCAAAGUGAUCCUCACUUUUCAUGCAUAGGCAGGAAUUUUCAAAUUUGUGUAAACUCUGUAACCCGUAAGGGUAUCUGGCAUCUAAUUUCUCUCUAGGGUAUUACUGUUGAAUCAAAAUUAGUUUUAUAAGAACUCGAGAAAUGAUAAAAAACUUGAAGAGCUCUUGAUUGUUUGCUUAAUUCUCCUUGUCAGUGCCAUAGGAAAUGAAUGGAGAAUGUUAUGGAGAAUAUUCUUGCUUAUGAUUGGAUGCGAG